AAAAGAAAAGGAAAAAAAAAAAAAAAAACUACAAGGAAAGCAAAAAUUGAAAUCCUUGAGCUUUUAAUUUUCAAAACCCUUCCUUUCAGGAUUUCACAAAUUUUAUACACUCAUCCAGCUUAAAUGUGUAGGCGUUUCGAAGAAAUAACCUAGGGUUAGGGUUUUGAAGAAAUGGAAAACGGUAAUCAGAUGCCCACGGUGGAUGAUGAGGAGUCCUUAUCGGACGUGAAUAAACCUUGUAAACCAGAGAUGGAAGAGGAAAAAUUGGAAAUUGAAGGGUUACAGAGCACAGAGGAAUGCGAGUCGAUUCCAGAAUUUGGUGAAUCGAGCACAAGCGUCGGUGGAGAAAGAGAUGGAACGGUGUCGUUAGAGGAUAGGCCGGUUGCAACUGGCGGAGAAGAGUGUGUUUUGGAGAAUCAUAUGGCGGCUGGGGAGUCAGAAUUUAUCGAGGAUACUGCUGCUGAGAUGAUGGACCCGUCUCUAGUUGUGGCGGAAAAGGUGGUGGCAGAGGACGAUGGGAAUGAAGUGAUUGGGUCGCAAAGUGAGGAACCCCCACUCGAAAUGAAAGCUGAGGAAGAAGCCAAGCGAGUUGAUGAUGCCAAGGGCGAGGCGGCUGUUACUGAUACAGGGGAUGCGCCAAUACUUACUCAGUCACAAGUGGACACCAGAGGGGAUAAAUUAUUGGAUGACACGCAACUUGGAGAUGAGGAAAAAAUUGCACCAGUUGUUGACUCCAAGUUGGAGAUGGUUGUUACUGAUGUAGCUAAUCCACAAACUUUUCCUGAAUUGCAAAUGGAGGCUAGUGGGGAUCAGAUGUCCGUGGACCCAGCGCUUGAAAUGCAAGCCGAGGAAGAAUAUACACCAGUGGCUGGUGCCAAGGUGGAGGUUGUUGUUUCUGAUGUAGGCAAUGGUAAUGUACAAAAGUUUUCUGAGUUUCAAAUGUAUGCAAGAGAGGAUGAAUUGCAGACAGAGAAGGGGGUCAUGGAGGCAGUGGACAAUAUAUCUGAGAGGGAUAUGGAUUCUGGAGAGAAGGCUAAACACGUCGGAGGAGCUGCUGAUAAUGAGUUAGCAGACAGUUGGGCAGUAGGAAGUAAUGCAGAGUCGGUAGUGGAGGUUGAUGGAGUCAAUGAGGAGAAAGUUGAUUUUGUGGAAAAUGAUCAAGAACUAGCUGCUGGAAAACCAUCUGACAUUGAAGACGACAAACUUGAUCCCUUGGUGACUGAGGAGACGCCAAUCAAUGAAGUUAAUACUGAUUCAGAGACAAAACCUGAAGUGAAUGCAUGUGUUGUUCAUGAACAAGAGCAGGUUCAUGAAUUAACUGGCGUUGUGGAAUAUGUUCGUAGUGAUGUGAGAUAUGAGCAUACUAAGGAUAAAGAGGUGGCUCCUGAGGCGAGUUUUAUGUCUGAGAUGAAGACGGUUGAAGAUGAGAGCAUGAGUAUGGAGGUGUUAAAGGAUUCCAACUUAGACGAAUCAGUGAAUGUGGCAGAAAACUGGGAGGAUGCGGUAGUUAAGGAGGAGCUUCCUGCAGGGGAUAUCAAAAUAGAAGCAGAGGCAGGAGCGGAAUCAGGGCUGACAAGGAAUGUUCUGGUGGAGGAGGUUCAGUCAGCAGAAGCCGAAGCCGAAGUGGAAACUGAAGAGGGAACCGAGGUGGUGGCUGAUAAGAUCCACGAGGAGGAUGGCAAAAUGGAGACAGGGGAAACAUCGAGUGAUGUGGAUGAGCCUGUUCAGGACAUUUAUGAAUCACCAGCUGCUGUCCAAGAUGAGGAAGAUGAAACAAUGGUAGCCGAGGAGGAGACAGGGACACAGGAGACUGAAACGGAUAUUGCUGAAUCAGCGAAAACAUCUGGAGGGAAGAGGAAGAGAGGGAAAUUCACAAAAAGUCCAUCAAUUUCUAAAGGCACAGCAAAAGCUUCAUCAAGGAAGACAGUUGGAGAGGAUGUUUGUUUCAUUUGUUUUGAUGGUGGGGAACUUGUGCUAUGUGACCGUAGAGGUUGCCCCAAGGCCUAUCAUCCUUCAUGUGUUAAUCGAGACGAGGCAUUUUUCAGAUCUAAGGGUCGCUGGAAUUGUGGUUGGCAUCUAUGUAGCAUUUGCGAGAAGAAUGCCCGGUAUAUGUGUUAUACAUGUACGUUCUCCUUGUGCAAGAGUUGCAUUAAAGAUGCGGUUAUCUUAUCUGUUCGAGGAAAUAAAGGUUUUUGCGAGACCUGCAUGAGAACUGUUAUGCUAAUCGAGAACAACGAACAGGGAAACAAAGAUGGUGAAAUAGAUUUUGAUGACAGAAAUAGCUGGGAGUAUCUUUUCAAGGAUUAUUAUUUAGAAUUAAAAGCUAAGCUAUCACUUACACCAGUUGAAAUUAGAGAGGCUAAAAAUCCGUGGAAGGGUGCGGACAUGUCUGGUCCCAGCAAACAAGAAUCAUCUGAAGCACAUGCUGAUGCUAAUGAUGGAGGAUCUGGUUCAGACGAUUCUACUGAGAACAUAGAACCUAUCAGGCCUAAAAGAAGAAAGGUAAGGAAACAAUCAAAAUCCAGCACCAAAGAAGAGGAGUUGGUAAGUACCGGUGCGUCAGCUGGGGACAGAGCUAUCUCCUUAUCGGACAACUCCGAGUGGGCAUCAAAAGAGCUACUUGAAUUUGUUUCACACAUGAAAGAUGGUGACACAGCCCCUCUCUCUCAGUUUGAUGUCCAAGCUCUUUUGCUUGAGUAUAUCAAAAGAAACAAACUACGUGAUCCUCGUCGGAAGAGUCAAAUUAUAUGUGAUGCAAGACUUGAAACUUUAUUUGGGAAACCUCGAGUUGGACAUUUUGAAAUGUUAAAACUUCUUGAAUCUCAUUUUCUCACAAGGGAUGAACAAAACGAUGAUGUUCAAGGGAGUGUUGUUGACACAGAAAAUAAUCAAUUAGAUAUUGAUGGCAAUGCUGAUGCCCUGACAAAGGGUGGCAAAGAUAGGAAACGGAAAUCACGAAGAAAAAAUGAUCGGGGGCCCCAGUCUAAUCUUGAUGAUUAUGCUGCUAUUGACAUGCACAAUAUUGGUUUAAUUUACUUGCGAAGAAAGUUGAUGGAGGACCUACUUGAAGAUGCUGAAAUGUUUCAUGAUAAAGUUGUUGGAACAUUUGUACGAAUAAGGAUUUCGGGUUGUAACCAAAAGCAAGAUUUGUACAGAUUAGUGCAAGUUGUAGGCACAAGCAAAGCAGCAGAGCCGUACAAAAUAGGCAAAAAGACCACUGACACUAUGGUGGAGAUACUAAAUCUGGACAAGACUGAGAUCAUAUCAAUUGAUACAAUCUCAAAUCAAGAGUUCACAGAGGAGGAAUGCAAGCGUCUUCGCCAGAGUAUCAAGUGUGGACUUAUCAGUCGAUUGACUGUGGGUGAGAUUCUUGACAAGACCAUGGAAUUGCAGGCAGUGAGAGUCAAUGAUUGGCUGGAAUCAGAGAUUUUACGGCUUAGUCAUCUUCGUGAUCGGGCAAGUGAUUUAGGACGUCGGAAGGAGCUUAGAGAAUGUGUCGAGAAAUUACAGAUUCUAAAUUCCAGAGAUACAUGCAGAUCCAAAGAUGGAUCCAAGUUAUGGCUCUGAUGAUAAUGACAGUGAAACUGAAGAAAGUAGACAAGAUGCUUUCAUGAGAUCUAGAGCUUCUGGUUUCAACAGGAGAAGGGUCCCGAUCUCACCUGGAAGUGAUAAUGCUGUAAAGGAUUCUUGGAGUAGUGCAGGAAAAGUUUCAACUAAAAAUUGGGAAACGAGUAGAAAUCCAUCUGGCAAUAACUUUUCUAUCAAUGCUAGUCACAUUGGUGAGAUAGUAAAUGAAAAUUCCUGGAAUUUAGAAAGAGACAAAGAGACGCAAGAAUCCAACAACAAUUUAGAGAAGCUGAAUUCUGCUACUAAUUCUGAGUCAGCUGAAUGGGCACUACGCCCUGCAUCUCGAUCUGAAUCAUUUGCUGGUGUUGCAUCUGUAACCUCACAAGCAUCUUUCUCAGCUAGAGUAGUGGAAGCUGCUGUAAAGAUAAAUGAAUCAGAAAAAAUGUGGCAUUAUCAGGAUCCUUCUGGAAAAGUACAAGGACCCUUUUCUAUGGUGCAGUUGCGUAAGUGGAACAACACCGGUUACUUCCCUGCUGAUCUAAAAAUCUGGAGAACCAGAGAGAAGCAAGAGAACUCCGUACUUCUGGCUGAUGCAUUGGCAGGGAAAUUUCCAAAAGAGUUGCCAGCUGUUGACAAUUCGUUGCCUGCUGCAAAUACCUUGGCUAGUUCACACACCUUGGCUGGUCAUUCUAGUAAGACUUCUGAAAUAUCUUUACACCAAGAUAAAGAGACAUCAAGCACUGAUCAAAAUUCUGGGUCCCUCUCGAAGUUGUCUAGUGAAAAGUGGCUCGGGAAUGAUAUGACAAACCUACCUUCUCCUACCCCAAAGCAAAAUAAUGCGGGUUGGACAGGAGGAGAAACGGGUCAUCUGACUGGACCAGUUGUUGGUAUUAAUGGAGUGCUUCCUUCCCCUACUGCAAUUGUACCUAAUAUCGGGACUUCUCCUGCCCCUGCAUCAGUUUUGAAUUCUAUUGUCCCGACUGCUCCUUUUAGUCCAACACCCAACUCUCAACAGGGAAUCCUGGUGGGUUCUGCCGUUCCAUUACAUACUCAGUCAACCAUGACGAGUGAACCACACACGGUACAGAUACAUGGCCAUCCCCCAGCCUCUGUCCAGCCUGUUCAGACUGCUAUUACUCAGAAUCUUCAAGCUGAUCCGCAGAGCUGGAGUAGCCCUUCACAGCCCGCUCAGCCACAAAAUUAUGGUUGGGGUACAUCAAAUGUUCAGAAUUCUUCCGGAAGUUACUCAAACUCGGGUAUGACACCUGCACCUCAACCUGAUGUUUGGCGACCUACUCAGAGCAAUCAACCAAACAUGCACCCCCCGGCUACACCAAAUGUACCUUGGGGCAUGGGGCCAGCAGAGAACAAUGCUUCUAUGGGAGCGAGACCUGAAAAUCCUAACAUAGGCUGGGGCACAAUGCAGGCUAAUCCAAACAUGGGGUGGGGGAAUCCAGCGCCAGGAAAUACUAACAUGAACUGGGGACCUGCUAUGCAAGCACCACCACCUGGAAAUACGACUCCUGGUUGGGUUGCUCCAGCUGGAAAUACUGGAGCCAACGUCCAAGGAAUGUUGCCCGGGAACGUAAAUACCAGUUGGGCAGCAACUCAAGGUUGGGUUGCUCCACCUGCACAAGGUCCGGUUCCGGGGACCAGUUGGGGGCCACCAACUGGGAAUGCAGGUCCAGCUCCUCCUGCUAUUCCAGGGCCAGCACAAGGAAAUACGAAUCAAGGCUGGGUUGCUGCACCACCUGCAAACCAGGGUUCCUGGGGUGGCGAACAAAACCAUGUUAGUGGACAGUUUUCAGGCCAAAGGGGUCCCCAGGGUCGAGAUUCUGGUUUCAGUGGUGGCAGGCCUUGGAACAGGCAGUCAUCUUUUAGUGGGGGCGGUGGGGGUGGAACUGGAGGCUCCAGACACAUUAGUAAGCGGGACAUGGUCUGUCCAUACAAUGCAAAUGGUCGAUGUAAAAAGGGAGCACGCUGUGAUUAUCUGCAUACUUAGCUUGAAAAAUUCAUAGCUUUUGAUCCUUAGCUAUACAGGCCUGUCUACUCAUUUGAUCUAAUCGUAUUGACUUUUCACCUGGGUAUUUAAGAACUGUAAACUCUUUGUGCAGUUUAGGUGGCUGCUUUUAGCUCUGCAAUUUUGCCCUAGUUACAUAGCAGCAGAUUUUCUGUUCUUCUGUCAUGCCGUCAGUUAAUAUUUUUUUCUGCUUGCAUGAAACACAAACUUCUGGGAUCCCAAACAUGCUGCAAUAACAUAUGUAAUUAUGAGAUUA
Messenger RNA from Sesamum indicum (sesame), 5843 nucleotides. The record is from RefSeq and is a predicted model, not a curated record. NCBI's taxonomy places the organism in Eukaryota, Viridiplantae, Streptophyta, Magnoliopsida, Lamiales, Pedaliaceae.